This is a messenger RNA of Cervus elaphus (red deer), 1806 nucleotides long. Its product is annotated as translation initiation factor IF-2-like. The transcript is spliced from 3 exons. The record is from RefSeq and is a predicted model, not a curated record. Bases 853 to 1806 code for a protein of 317 amino acids. Lineage: Eukaryota; Metazoa; Chordata; Mammalia; Artiodactyla; Cervidae.
AAAAAGGAUUUUAACAAUCUCAGGUACAAAACCUAAUCCGCAUGCAUCCAGAGAGGCUUCAACUCGAUUCGAUUUGGCGACCCGCACUGAAGGAGACGUGAUCUUGAAAAAUCAAUCCGUGCUCGCGCCCCCAAGCCGCCGCCGCGGCCGCCGCAGUGGCCACAAAAUUAGCGGCUCCGAGGACGUUUUUGCCGCAGUGCACGUCCGCCGUAACCGCCGAGCACUCGGGUGAAUAAUGCCAGUACAGUAUGCAGACGAUCGGGCUGAUUGAUCACGCAAAAUAAUUCACGACUUCAGUCCGGCUCUCGGUGCUGCCACUUUAAAUCACAAACGCGCGUCUACACCGUUCUAUAGGGGCCCACACAUGCAUGGUACACGUGUGUGCGUGUGUGCGCGCGCGCGUCUCUGCGCGCGCGGAGGGCAAGUGAAAUGAUUCCAGAUUGCAUCACAUAUAGGAACCGGGGGAAAAAAGAGCCAAAGAGCCCCUCACCCCAACCACUACCCCCACCUUUUGCAGCGUGGACAAGUGGCUUGUAAGGCAGCUUGGAGCAAAAUAAAGUCUGAACAAAACUAGACUGUGAGACUAGCACGUCGCAGAGUGAGUGAGUGACGUUAACGCAGACUCGGUAAAGACUCACUUGCAGGCAAAACUAACAUGCCCCCACCCUUUCAUUUUUUUAAUAAAAGAAGGACAAGAAGAUCAUUAAUUGAGUUCAGAUCUUAAAUGCUGCUAUCAAAAUGCACGCACAUGUUGAAGACUCUGCAACUGUAAUUUCUUGGGUAAACAUCUGGUGAAGACAUUCCAGGAACACAUCUGAAAGGAAGAAAGGCGUCCAGGCUCUUGCGCUGCGGAUGCUGCACACACCUGCCGAUUUUACAGCAGUGAAAUCGGCUCAGGGAACCCGAGAGCAGGAGGACCCCUUUUUCUGUUGGAGCAACUUCAUUAACACGCGGACUGGGAAAGAGGAAACACGUGCGUGCUGCGGCGGCAUUCGCGGGGAGACGGAAGAUGGCAGCAGCCGAGGAGGCAGAACGUUUCCCAGGGAACCAGAGAUCCACAUUCUCCGCGACGGGCGACUCCUAAUUCUCCCAAAGAAAGCCGCGGGCCCAGCUCGUUCGUCAGUGUCACGUUUCAGUGGCAGCGCGGGGCCAGCCUCGGCGAGGUGCCCGCGCGCCUCUGCGGGACGGCUGGGCCCCGCGGCGAUUCAGACGGAACCAACCAACAAAGGCCUUGCGGCGGGCGGCGCAGGGCCACCUUCCGGAACAGGUGCCGGAUCUCCGGCUGUCCCGCGCCCCACCGCCGUCCCGCCCUGGGGUUUCUCUUUCCUGGCCUUUGGCGCCCAGGCCAGCCCCGGGGGCGCGGGGCCGAGUCCUCGCGCGACCCGAGCGCGCCCGACUGCGGGGGGCGGUCCGCGCACCGCGCGUGCGCAGGGUUGCAAGCCCCUUCGGAGAGCCGGGCUUUCCGCGUGCGAAACGCGUGUAAAGUUAAGCCGACCGCUCCAAGCCUCUCCUCUUACCCGGCGGCCGCGAGCCGACGGCAGAGGGCGCCCUUCCAAUGCGCGUCGGUCGGGACCCGCGUGGCCCCGCUGGAGCUGCGGACUGAAAGCCGCCGCACCGCCCCCAGCCCGGCGCGCCCCCUCUUGGGUGGAAAGCCGGGCUGGGGCUGGGGACCCCGCCGCCAGCCACCCCUACCCCCAUUCCCAGGUCCCGAGAGGCCGUCUACUGUGGUGGUUCACGCCCUGGCUUUUUUCACCCAACGCGGGUUCCUCGCAGCCGUCUGGGUGCGGAGGAGCGGCUCCUAACUGA